Pistacia vera is the source of this 1467-nucleotide messenger RNA. Its product is annotated as zinc finger CCCH domain-containing protein 15. Lineage: Eukaryota; Viridiplantae; Streptophyta; Magnoliopsida; Sapindales; Anacardiaceae. The coding region runs from base 44 to 1060 and encodes 338 amino acids. The record is from RefSeq and is a predicted model, not a curated record. Gene Ontology annotation, molecular function: mRNA binding; metal ion binding. The transcript is spliced from 3 exons.
AAAGAUUUUACUGAACUCUCUGUCUCUCUCUCUUCACCAGCAAAUGCAAAACGACAGCAUUUCAAGUGUGGCCUAUGGCAACUUCGUUGCCGGCGGAACGAAAUCGCAGGAGCAUCAAAACGGCGACGAAUUUACCUCUCUCUACUCGUCCUUCGUUUUGGCUCCAGAAACAACCACAAAGCUCUCUAUCUCACCUUACACGGAUCCAACCAUAAAUGACUCGCUCUACUACUCACGCCUGUUGAUGCAACAGCAACAAACUCAACAUCAGGACAUGGUCAACCGCCACAACCUCUGCCUCACGCGCCUCCGUGAGGCUGCCAGAGAAGCCGAGAGCCUCCGCCAGGAGAACGCCUCGCUCCGCUCCGUCAAUCGCGAGCUCAACAAGCACCUAAGCUUGCUCGUUAAGUCAACCGUGAGUGAUCUUAACAGUAAUGAUAAUAAUGGAAAUAGUAGUAACAGUAAUAAUAAUAAUGCUGCGACGACGUCGUUGGGGGUAGUGAAUGGGAUGCGUGGGCUGAGUAUUAGUGGCGGUGGAGGAGAGGAGGUUUGUGUUGAAAGUCCGACGAGUGUCAUAGAGAAUGUGGAUGUUAAGCGGGUUACGUUGCCAAAGAGUAUUUCUGUGAGGUCUAAUGGUUACUUGAAGAUGGGUCAAGCGACUCAAGCUGCUGCUACUACUGUUACUCCUGCUGCCAAUCCCACUAAGACUCGCCCUCGGACUCCGCUUAAGCCUACGCAAAAGGUGUACGUGCGAGGAGGGAAGCAAGAGGAGGAUCCACUUGAACUAGAAGUGUACAACCAAGGCAUGUUCAAGACAGAACUAUGCAACAAAUGGCAAGAGACAGGCACAUGCCCAUAUGGUGACCACUGCCAGUUUGCUCACGGCAUUGAAGAGCUCCGCCCUGUUAUCCGCCACCCGCGAUACAAGACCGAGGUCUGCCGAAUGGUCCUUGCCGGUGAUGUCUGUCCCUACGGCCACCGCUGCCACUUCCGCCAUGCACUCACUGACCAGGAGAGGUUCAUGGGCCACGUUAACUCCAGGUCUAUCAAGCUCAAUUGACAGGUAAAAACAAAUAAACAACCAAUUCUUGAACAAUUGUUAGAGAAUUGUAUAUGGGGUGAUGCAUGUUGAUGUUGAUUUUGAUGUGGAGAUGAUGAUGUUUAUAGUCAUAUUGAUAUGGAGUAGGAGGAGGAGGAGGAGAAGGAGAAAUGGUAAAUAAUAUUCUUACUCUAGAGAGUUAUAAGUAUAGCGGCGGACAUUACAAACAUAAUAUAAAAAUAACUAGCUACUUUGAUAAGUUGGACAAUCGAAUAUUAAAGACUUUGUGGACCUAAAGCUGCAAGAUUUGAAGAGGUUCUAUAGAGAGUUUUGUUGCAACCAAAUCGGAAUGCCUUGUAGUCAUAUUGUUUUUAGAUUCUGGUGAAGUAAACUUUUGAUUGAUGUUUCAUUCACGAAUGUUAUCUGCA